Polyodon spathula (Mississippi paddlefish) is the source of this 758-nucleotide messenger RNA. RefSeq names its product ubiquitin-conjugating enzyme E2 E1. Gene Ontology annotation, molecular function: ubiquitin conjugating enzyme activity. The coding region runs from base 130 to 711 and encodes 193 amino acids. Lineage: Eukaryota; Metazoa; Chordata; Actinopteri; Acipenseriformes; Polyodontidae. The record is from RefSeq and is a predicted model, not a curated record. The transcript has 6 exons. Gene Ontology annotation, cellular component: nucleus. Gene Ontology annotation, biological process: protein polyubiquitination.
UCCCUGGUGAUACAACUCCAUUUGCCUACCGCUGCCUCUGCAGCAGCACUUCCGCUCUGCAAGAGGGGAGAGACACGAGUCUAAGAAGCAGACACAAAGAGAGGUUUGCUUUAUCUUUUUCUGGUCGGUAUGUCGGAUGACGAUUCGAGGGCCAGCACAAGCUCGUCUUCAUCCUCGACCUCAAAUCAACACCAACGGGAGAAAGAAACUGUCACGAAGAAAAAGGAAAGUAAAGUCAGCAUGAGCAAAACCUCCAAACUGCUCUCUACCAGCGCAAAGAGAAUCCAGAAGGAGUUGGCUGAUAUCACAUUGGACCCGCCGCCCAACUGCAGUGCUGGUCCUAAGGGAGAUAACAUCUAUGAAUGGAGGUCGACAAUCCUGGGACCCCCUGGGUCAGUGUAUGAGGGAGGCGUCUUCUUCCUGGACAUCACAUUCACACCUGACUACCCUUUCAAACCACCCAAGGUGACCUUCCGGACAAGAAUUUACCACUGUAAUAUUAACAGCCAGGGAGUGAUCUGCCUGGAUAUCCUAAAAGACAACUGGAGCCCAGCACUGACAAUCGCCAAGGUUCUGUUAUCUAUCUGCUCGCUCCUUACAGACUGUAACCCUGCUGAUCCUCUCGUUGGAAGCAUUGCUACUCAAUACAUGACCAACAGAGCAGAACAUGACCGAAUAGCCAGACAGUGGACCAAGAGAUAUGCCACAUAAUUUAUAGCGUUCUGUGUUAUUGUAAUGAAUGGGGCUGGUUGGAUUUU